AUGAACAAAAUUCGCGGCGCCUUUGCGGUGCCUCGGAAAGGAGAGACGUUUGAAUUGCGAGCUGGCCUUGUUUCCCAGUAUGCUUACGAACGGAAAGAGUCUAUCCAGAAGACAAUCAUGGCCAUGACUCUCGGCAAGGACGUCUCUGCUCUCUUCCCCGAUGUCCUGAAGAAUAUUGCAACUGCCGAUCUGGAGCAGAAGAAGCUGGUCUACCUUUACCUCAUGAACUACGCCAAGUCACACCCCGAUCUCUGCAUUCUCGCUGUCAACACAUUCGUCCAGGACUCGGAGGACCCUAACCCCCUGGUUCGCGCACUCGCCAUUCGUACCAUGGGUUGUAUCCGUGUGGAGAAGAUGGUGGACUACAUGGAGGAACCGCUGCGCAAGACCCUUCGCGACGAGUCGCCGUAUGUCCGUAAAACUGCCGCCAUUUGCGUUGCCAAGCUCUUUGACCUCAACCCCAACUUGUGUCUCGAAAAUGGAUUUUUGGAGAUGCUGCAGGAGAUGAUCGGUGACCCCAACCCGAUGGUGGUGGCCAACUCGGUGACCGCACUUGCGGAAAUCCACCACUCGGCGACUGAACUUGGAGCUCUUCAAGUUACAGCUAAUACACUACGAAAGAUGCUUAUGGCAUUGAACGAAUGCACAGAAUGGGGUCGUGUGACCAUUCUCUCGACACUAGCUGAGUACCGGGCGCUCGAUGUAAAAGAGUCGGAACACAUUUGUGAGCGAGUUGCCCCCCAAUUCCAGCAUGUGAACUCCAGUGUAGUUCUUGCGGCAGUCAAGGUUGUUUUCUUGCACAUGAAGUAUGUCGGCCCAGAGUUGGCGAAGACAUAUCUCAAAAAGAUGGCACCUCCUCUAGUGACAUUGGUAUCUUCUCAAUACGAAGUCCAAUAUGUGGCUUUGAGAAACAUUGAUCUUUUGCUGCAGAAGCAGCCUGAUAUUCUAAACAAGGAGCUGCGCGUCUUCUUCUGCAAAUACAACGAUCCACCAUACGUUAAAUUCCAAAAGUUGGAGAUUAUGGUACGGAUAGCCAAUGAUCGCAACGUGGACCAACUCUUGGCCGAAUUGAAAGAAUACGCCAUGGAGGUUGACAUGGACUUUGUGCGGCGCGCCGUCAAGGCGAUUGGCCAGGUUGCCAUUAAGAUUGAAAGCGCCAGUGAGAAGUGCGUGAACACGCUUUUGGAUUUAAUCAACUUGAAGGUGAAUUAUGUUGUCCAGGAGGCCAUUGUCGUCAUCCGGGAUAUCUUCCGAAAGUACCCUGGUUAUGAGGGCAUCAUUCCGACUCUGUGCCAGUGCAUUGACGAAUUGGAUGAGCCCAAUGCCCGCGCAGCCUUGAUCUGGAUUGUCGGACAAUAUGCCGAGAAGAUCAGCAACGCAGGUGAUAUUCUUGGUGGCUUUGUGGAUGGAUUCAACGAGGAGUUCUCUCAGACUCAGCUACAAAUUCUUACAGCUGUAGUUAAGCUCUUCCUUAAGCGACCUGAGAAGGCUCAAGGCCUGGUACAGCGUGUUCUCCAGGCCGCGACCGCCGAGAAUGACAACCCGGAUGUCCGUGACAGAGCCUACAUCUACUGGCGUCUUCUGUCCAACACCAGCGACCAGAACGCUACCAAGGAUAUCGUUCUCUCCGAUAAGCCCCCUAUUGUCACAACCAUCCACUCCUUACCGCCAGCCCUUCUGGACCAACUCCUCCAGGAGCUUUCUACCCUAUCAUCCGUAUACCACAAGCCCCCAGAGCAGUUUAUUGGACAAGGCCGCUUCGGUGCGGAUGCCGUUCAACGCGCCGCUAUCGAGGAACAACUCCAGAAUGCCCGCGAGAACCCACUGGCUGCCGCUGCCGCUGCAGCAGUCAGCGGCACUACCCCCUCUGCGCAAGCGCAAAACAACGUCGAGAACUUGCUGGACAUCGAUUUCGACGGCGGUGCCCCGGCAUCCGCGCAGAAUAACGAAGCUGGUGGUAUGUCCGGCUUGGAGGGUCUCGCUGGUACUCCGGUCCGGGUGCAGUCACCUGCCGUUGGCGCACCUGCUUCGGCCCCCGCCCCCUCAGGUAGCAAUAACUUGGAUGACUUGUUAGGAGUGUUUGGAGAUUCUGGAGCAGCCCAGCCCUCGUUCAGUGGUGCGAACGGCGGGGGUGCUGCUGGUGAUUUGAUGAAUGGGUUCUCUGGCCUCGACCUGUCCGGCAAUACCUCCCCAGCGAAUGACAACCAGUCCAAGAAGACUAACGAGGACAUUUUGUCUCUCUUCUAG
Messenger RNA from Penicillium verhagenii, 2247 nucleotides. RefSeq names its product putative AP-1 adaptor complex subunit beta. The transcript is spliced from 6 exons. The coding region runs from base 1 to 2247 and encodes 748 amino acids. NCBI's taxonomy places the organism in Eukaryota, Fungi, Ascomycota, Eurotiomycetes, Eurotiales, Aspergillaceae. Gene Ontology annotation, biological process: vesicle-mediated transport; intracellular protein transport. Gene Ontology annotation, molecular function: clathrin binding. The record is from RefSeq and is a predicted model, not a curated record. Gene Ontology annotation, cellular component: membrane coat.